Messenger RNA from Beauveria bassiana ARSEF 2860, 1539 nucleotides. Its product is annotated as nuclear protein export protein Yrb2. Gene Ontology annotation, cellular component: nuclear pore; cytoplasm. Bases 1 to 1539 code for a protein of 512 amino acids. NCBI's taxonomy places the organism in Eukaryota, Fungi, Ascomycota, Sordariomycetes, Hypocreales, Cordycipitaceae. Gene Ontology annotation, biological process: intracellular transport. The record is from RefSeq and is a predicted model, not a curated record. The transcript has 3 exons. Gene Ontology annotation, molecular function: GTPase activator activity.
AUGGCAGAAGAGACAAGAGUGGCCAGUCCAAAGGACGACACGGCCCAACAAAGCACCCCCGAGGACGCCGACACUCGCGCCGCACGUCGCGAAUUGAAGCAACAUUCCAUCUCAGAUCCCGUUGGCACAAGCACCGAGGGCGAUGCUGAACGUCCAGACACUCCCGCCGAGGACGACGUUUCUGAUGAACGGAAUAACGAGCUGAAGGAGCACUUCGCUUCACCAAAGAAGAAGCGCGGCCACGAUGAGCUGGACCCCAACAAGGACGACAAGCAAAACGACAACGACAGUGUCGCCUCUGCAGACUCGGCCAAGGAUAGAGCCUCGCGAUCAGAGCCUGAGAAGAAGCGACACCGCGAUACAGAUGGUGAUGCUGACGGCGACGAUGAGGUGAUAUUCUCAGCAUAUAACAAUGACCUGAGCCGCAGGCUGACGAAUCUCGUGCAGACAAAACCAGACAAGGACGAAGCCAAGACGGACCCCGAUACGGAGCCCAAGACUGAGUCCAAGACGGAGCACACGACGGAGCCCAAGACCGGAACGAAACAAGAAAAGCCAGAACCACCCAAAAAGGAGCAGCCGCAGACUACGGCCAGUGCGUUCGCGGCAUCUGGUUUCAGCAAGCUUGCUGCUGGCGCCUCGCCGUUCGCGGGGCUUGGCGGCACCGGUGGCGCAUUUGCAUCUACUGCGAAAGCGCCACUGACAUCUUUCGCAUCAUCACCAAAGAAGACGGAAGCGCAGCCACUUGCACCAGCACCAAAGCUCAGUUUCGGUGGUGCUACGACCGCAUCUCCAUUCGCUGCUGGGUUGUCGGGCACCAACGGUUUCGGAAGUGGUCUCGGUGGAAGCGGAUUUGCUUCGGCGUCCGGCGCGAAGCCGCUGUCGAGCUUUGCCUCGGGGGCCUCAAAGCCUUUUCAGAAGCAAAAACCUGCCAAACCAUUUGGUGCUCCAGAUAGCGAUGCUGAAGACGAUGAAGAUGAGGACAAGAGCGAUGAAGAAGAAGGCAUCAGCGCUUCGGAUAAGGAUCGCGACGCCUCGUCAGAGAAGGAGGAUGACAAGUCCAAAGUAAAACUACACAGAGUCGAUAUCGACGAUGGUGAAGCUGGCGAAAUUACCAUUGUCUCUGUCAGAGCAAAGAUGUUUGUACACGAAAACGACGCCUGGAAAGAGCGUGGAGCUGGUAUGCUGAAAAUUAACGCCCCAAAAUCGUGUGUGGAAUUUGACGACAAUAAUGUCGUCGUGCCCGGAUCUUUUGAUGCGUCAGGACUCGACGAGGAAGAUGGCGACGGAGCUUCACCCAAAGUUGUUCGCUUGUUGAUGCGCCAGGACCAAACGCAUCGCGUUAUUCUCAACACGGCUAUCAUCUCAGCUAUGAAGUUCCAGGAAAAGACAUCACUCAAGUCCACCUCAGUUCUUUUCACAGCAUUUGUCGGCGAUAGCGCGACGCCACUACUGGUCACAAUGAGAAUGUCGGCUGCCAAUGCCAAAUUGUUUCAAACCGAGGUAGAGAGCAUUCAGCGCGAGCUUCAAACCCGGUGA